AUGCUCGUUCGAAACCUCACCACCGGAUUCAAAGACCUGGACUCCCUUGUGGGAGUCCGGCUCUUCAUGCUAGACGAGUGGGAGCCUGGGAGGGCGGAGCGCCACAAACAGUGUCUCGAGUGGCUCAUGUCACUCGUAUCGCUGUUCAGGGCACAGGACACGGACUACAUCAUUCCAGGGAUCGACAAGCAGCGGGCGAUCAAGGAACUGCGUACCUUCUGCCCCAUCCUCGCAGGGCUGCAGGGCAGCAGGGUGCGCGGGGCGCGCAGGGCGCGCAGGGCAGCAGGACAGCAGGGCGCGCAGGGCUGCAGGGUGCACAGGGCGCAGCAGGGCUGCAGGGCGCGCGGGGCGCGCAGGGCAGCAGCAAGGGCUGUAGCGGCAACAGCAAGGGCUGUAGCGGCAGCAGCAGGGCAGCAGGGCGCACAGGGCUGCAGGGCAGCAGGGCGCGCCGGGCGCGCAAGGCUGCAGGGCGCGCGGGGCGCACAGGGCUGCGGGGCACGCGGGGCGCACAGGGCAGCAGGGCAGCAGGGCGCACAGGACUGCAGGGCAGCAGGGCGCGCGGGGCAAACAGGGCAGCAGGGCGCACAGGGCUGCAGGGCAGCAGGGCGCACAGGGCUGCAGGGCGCACAGGGCGCAGCAGGGCUGCAGGGCGCGCGGGGCGCGCAGGGCAGCAGCAAGGGCUGUAGCGGCAACAGCAAGGGCUGUAGCGGCAGCAGCAGGGCAGCAGGGCGCACAGGGCUGCAGGGCAGCAGGGCGCACAGGGCUGCAGGGCAGCAGGGCGCGCGGGGAGCGCAGGGCUGCAGGGCGCGCGGGGCGCACAGGGCUGCAGGGCGCACGGGGCGCACAGGGCAGCAGGGCAGCAAGGCGCACAGGGCUGCAGGGCAGCAGGGCGCGCGGGGCAAACAGGGCAGCAGGGCGCACAGGGCGCACAGGGCAGCAGGGCGCACAGGGCUGCAGGGCGCACAGGGCGCAGCAGGGCUGCAGGGUGCGCGGGGCGCGCAGGGCAGCAGCAAGGGCUGUAGCUGCAAAAGCAAGGGCUGUAGCGGCAGCAGCAGGGCAGCAGGGCGCACAGGGCUGCAGGGCAGCAGGGCGCGCGGGGCGCGCAGGGCUGCAGGGCGCGCGGGGCGCACAGGGCUGCAGGGCGCGCGGGGCGCACAGGGCAGCAGGGCAGCAGGGCGCACAGGGCUGCAGGGCAGCAGGGCGCACAGGGCUGCAGGGCAGCAGGGCGCGCGGGGCGCGCAGGGCUGCAGUGCGGCAGGGCGCGCGGGGCGCGCAGGGCAGCAGGACAGCAGGGCGCGCAGGGCGCGCAGGGCUGCAGGACGCGCGGGGCGCACAGGGCAGCAGGGCGCGCGGGGCGCAGCAGGGCUGCAGGGCGCGCGGGGCGCGCAGGGCAGCAGCAAGGGCUGUAGCGGCAACAGCAAGGGCUGUAGCGGCAGCAGCAGGGCAGCAGGGCGCACAGGGCUGCAGGGCAGCAGGGCGCACAGGGCUGCAGGGCAGCAGGGCGCGCGGGGCGCGCAGGGCUGCAGUGCGCGCAGGGCGCGCAGGGCAGCAGGACAGCAGGAUCCCCUCCCCCCCACUGCUGCACCCGCAGCAGGGGUGGAGGAGAAAGGGGGGGGGCGGGGGGGGCUGGUGCUGCAGAUCCCCUCCUGCCUCCCUCUGAACCUCCAAGCUUCCCCCCCUCUCCCAACACAAGGGGCGACGAGGCCAGUGGGGCCGAGGGGCGCGGCUAGGUACGGGGCCGGGCGCUGGGCUAGGGACGGGGCCGGGCGCUGGGCAGGUACGGGGCUGGGUGUUGGGCGCGGAAUGGGGCCGGGCACGGGGCUAGGUACGGGGCCGGGCGCGGGCUAG
Molecule: messenger RNA, 1848 nt
Organism: Closterium sp. Naga37s-1
Lineage: Eukaryota; Viridiplantae; Streptophyta; Zygnematophyceae; Desmidiales; Closteriaceae
Source: the annotation of a GenBank genome assembly